This is a messenger RNA of Nanorana parkeri, 1614 nucleotides long. RefSeq names its product protein PRR14L-like. The record is from RefSeq and is a predicted model, not a curated record. NCBI's taxonomy places the organism in Eukaryota, Metazoa, Chordata, Amphibia, Anura, Dicroglossidae. The coding region runs from base 1 to 1203 and encodes 400 amino acids. The transcript has 5 exons.
AUGGGUGCUGUGUCAUCACCCGGGCUGCGGGCGGAUGUUCUUGAGCCUCCUAACUUUUUGACCAAUCAGCAAGCCAGCAAUGGCCUUUCUCUUGACUCUGUAAAUGUUUUUUCCAUUGACCAAGACAAGGAAUUUGGGCCUUUAUCUUUUCAGCAAGAAGAUGCACUUAAAUCAACUCCCUAUUUGCCCCUUGACCAAGUUAAUGGUUGUGGGCCUCCUUAUCACCUGUCCACUGAGCAAAGCAAUGGGCUUGGACCUUCCACCAGUUUGUCCACUGAGCAAGAUGAUGGUCUUGGACAUUCGUACAAUGUGUCCAUUGAACAUGGCAAAGGUCUUGGGCCUCUGUGCAAUUUUUCUAGCAAGCAACAUAGUGGUAUCCAGCAUCUCCAUUAUUUGAUUGCUCACCAAGAUGUUCCUCGAUUUACCCACUCUUUAGACAUAGAGAAAGGGAUGGAUCGAGGACUUUCAGAGGUUUUGUCCAAUGACCAAGGCGAUGGCCUGAAAACGUCAUGUUUUUUGUCUCAACAAGCUGACAAUCUUGGAGCUCCACUCUCUUUAUCUGCUCAAAAAGAAUGUGAAUUUGAACCCUGCAGCGUGUCCAUGCUACAAGACCAACUUGAACCUCCAUGCAUUCUGACACCAUUCAAGAUUGAAGCUCGUCCUUUUGAACAGAGAGAAAGUCUGCCUAUUCCUCAUGCAAAAGUUGAGAAUCAAAACAAGGAAAGCGAGAAAGAAGAGAGUGAACGGAAGCCUCAGCGAGUCUCUCAGAUUCGAAUCCGCAAAACUAUUCCAAAGCCUGACCCAAAUCUGACCCCAAUGGGUCUCCCCAAACCCAAAAGAAUAAACAAGAAAGAAUUCAGUCUGGAGGAUAUUUAUACAAACAAAAACUACAAAUCUCCCCCAACAGCGCGGAGCCUUGAAACAAUAUUUGAAGAACCCAAAGAGAAGAAUGGUGUCUUAGUGUCUGUCUCUCAGACGAAGAGAAAACGCAUCCUGGAGUUCAGGGACUGUACGAUGCCCAGGCCAAAGAGAGCAAAGGGCAGAGUAAGAGUCAUGACCACCUGCAAGCGAGGGCGAAAAGCUGCCAUGGAAGGAGUGCAACUGGAUGCACUUCUCAUACAGAAACUAAUGGACUUAGAAAACUUUUUGUUGGAGCAGGAAACCUUAGAAAUGGGAUCAGCUGCUCCUGAAAAGCCCAGUUGACGAAAGGCUGGUUUGUUCAGAAAUAUGCUGAAGAUGAACAUGUUAAAUGAAGUUGGUGAGAGGACAUUUCUGCUCUCCAUCACUAGAAAUUAGGAGGAUGUGUCACUAUCACAGACUAUUGUGUGUAUUUUAAUUGUUUUUGUUUUCCUUCUAUCCCAUUUAAAUGACCAAAGUCUCUUGUAUGCGUUAUUGUGGAGACUUAAGAAUUGAAUGGAUCAUUGCUUUCUAAGUUAAGCGCUUGUUCAGUUGGAAGAUGACUUCCUUAUUAUCCACAGGUGACCAUGACAGUCUUUUAAACGUUUUAAACCUGCACUGAAAAGCGAAGGAUAGCAUUAAUGCACUUACGGAUUAUUGCAUCUCUUUUAAGAUCUAGAAAUAUUCUAGUUUGGUUUUUUUCCAUGUAAAAAAUAA